This is a messenger RNA of Tinamus guttatus (white-throated tinamou), 838 nucleotides long. Lineage: Eukaryota; Metazoa; Chordata; Aves; Tinamiformes; Tinamidae. The record is from RefSeq and is a predicted model, not a curated record.
AUGACGUUUCAGAAACUGCAGCUCUCCAUGGCUGCCCACCUGGGACGCUGCCACGCCGGACACAAUGUGCUGUUGUCUCUGGUGAAAAACACGACGUUGCUGUUAGCAGAGAGCAAAGACACCGGGGAGCAGCACGGCUGCAGGGACCCAGCCCGAUGUUUCACAAUCCCCAAUAAAGCAGCGUGGAGCGCUGCACUCUCUCCCAACAAAGCGCCUUAUUCCGCGCUCGCGGCGUUUCCAGCAUCGCCCCCUUUAUUCGGCGGGGACCCCGCGCUGCUCGCAGCAAGUGUCACAGGGGGGCACAGGCACCCGCGGCCCGUCCCGUCCGCGCGUGGGGCCGUGCGGAGCCGCGCUCACAAGAGCGGGCUGCGGCGGAGGAAAGUGUGCGAAACUGCAACUGAGUGGCGUUGUUGCGCCGGCAGCGGAGCCUGCGUUCCCUGCACGCAGAGCGGCGGCGGAGCCGGCGAAGCAGCUGGAAAAUGCCCAGAAAUACUUUCCCAGCGAAUAACUGUCCAGCAUCCUCUACCCAACCAAUCAGAAUGUAGGAAAAUCUACAGAUAUGACGGAAUCUACUGUGAAUCUACCUACCAGAAUUUACAAGCUUUGAGGAAGGAAAAGUCCCGAGAUGCUGCUCGCUCUCGACGGGGAAAAGAGAAUUUUGAAUUCUAUGAGUUGGCAAAGUUGUUGCCGCUGCCUGCAGCCAUCACCAGCCAGCUUGACAAGGCAUCCAUUAUCCGACUUACAAUUAGUUAUCUGAAAAUGAGGGACUUUGCUAAUCAAGGAGAUCCUCCGUGGAACUUGAGAAUGGAAGGACCUCCACCUAAUACAUCAGUAAAAG